GGUUGCUGCUAUGACAACAGUGCAAAUAGAGACAUGAGCCUUUACAGUCAUUUGUGUGACCCCUACUCUACAGAGAACCCAUCUGCAUGCAAUGUGGCUCAGCUCACAUCACCCUUUAGUGCUAUUAGUAGGUCAUCACUCGGACCUGACACUAUUGUUUAAUUGGGUAAUGGUCACCAAUGCUUGUGCUGAUCAAUAUAGACGUGUGAGAAAACAAUUAACCCAUACGCUCAAUUAUACAGGCUGCAGUGGGGAGCACAGGGGGAAAGUCGGGCCGAAACACAUUACAAAAUAGAAAUGGAGCUAAGCUAGGUUUAUUAAUACUGAUAUUCAGUGGACGAUUCUGUCUGUGUACACAUAAUGUAUAUUAAUGUAAAUGUAACUAUAACUAAUUAUUAAUUUACUCGUCACAAGAUACUAAAUGAAAGAAGGAAUUUACAUGACAUGGAAUGAUUACACUUCCACCCCCACCCCCUCUUGUUGCUCUCUCCUCCCCAGGCUCAGGUGAGACCUCUCUGGGGUGUAAGUACUGUGAUCGUGGCUUCAGGGUGGAGCGGUCACUGCCAUCCCACCGGCGAGAUCAGGGAGGAGAGAAGCCCUACCAGUGUAAACGCAGCUCCAAGAGGUUCAGCCUCAAACACCAACUGGAUACACACCACCGGGUACACACAGGAGAGAAGCCGUUUGAGUUACGUCUGUGUGGCCAGCGGUCGAGGGACUACUCAGCCAUGAUCAAGCACCUGCGGACCCACGGCGGGGCCACGCCCUACCAGUGUACUGCCUGCCUGGAGCUCUGUAGCAGCCUGGCUGCUAUGCAGAAACAACUGAAGAACCUCCCGCUGCAGGACUUCCCCCCAGACUGGACCAUCAGCAGCACCUACCUGUACACAUACAGUGAGGGAAAAAAGUAUUUGAUCCCCUGCUGAUUUUGUA
This is a messenger RNA of Coregonus clupeaformis (lake whitefish), 933 nucleotides long. RefSeq names its product zinc finger and BTB domain-containing protein 16-A-like. Lineage: Eukaryota; Metazoa; Chordata; Actinopteri; Salmoniformes; Salmonidae. The record is from RefSeq and is a predicted model, not a curated record. The transcript is spliced from 2 exons. The coding region runs from base 450 to 926 and encodes 158 amino acids.